Pangasianodon hypophthalmus (striped catfish) is the source of this 2808-nucleotide messenger RNA. It is a transcript of the gene elk3, whose product is annotated as ETS transcription factor ELK3. The record is from RefSeq and is a predicted model, not a curated record. Gene Ontology annotation, biological process: regulation of transcription by RNA polymerase II; cell differentiation. NCBI's taxonomy places the organism in Eukaryota, Metazoa, Chordata, Actinopteri, Siluriformes, Pangasiidae. The transcript has 5 exons. Gene Ontology annotation, cellular component: nucleus. Gene Ontology annotation, molecular function: sequence-specific DNA binding; DNA-binding transcription factor activity, RNA polymerase II-specific. The coding region runs from base 336 to 1523 and encodes 395 amino acids.
UGUGUGUGUGUGUUGGCCCUCGGUGGGCCGGGCGCGAGGAGAGAGGAGGAAAAGCGUGUUUACACAGACGGCCGAGCGCCUGGGGAACAGAGCAGGAGAGGAAGUGAGCCGGCUCUCUGUCUGCCUGCCCCAACUUCCUGCUCAGAGAGAGAGAGAGAGAGAGAGAGAGAGAGAGAGAGAGAGAGAGAGAGAGAGAGAAAGAAACACUCAGGAUCCCAUUACAGUCGGACUGUGCUGCCGAGACGGCCGACAGCAUGGAAAAACAGGGCAUUUUACGGAAUUCUUUUUAACACAUUAAAAGGACGGGAAAAUAGCAGGCAUCUCGCGCGGCAGACAUGGAGAGUGCCAUCACGUUGUGGCAGUUCCUGUUGCAGUUGCUGCUGGACCAGAGCCAUAAGCACCUAAUCUGCUGGACGUCUAAUGAUGGCGAGUUCAAGCUGCUCAAGUCUGAGGAAGUGGCCAAACUUUGGGGUCUGCGGAAGAACAAAACUAAUAUGAAUUACGAUAAACUGAGCCGAGCUCUGCGUUACUACUAUGACAAGAAUAUUAUAAAGAAGGUGAUUGGUCAGAAGUUUGUGUACAAGUUUGUUUCAUUUCCUGACAUCCUGAAAAUGGAUCCCCAGGCGGUGGAGCUUGGCCGAGAAGGGGGCAGCAUUAUGUUACAAGAGGCUGAGUCUGAUGGAGGGGAGGGGGAAGAAUCUCCAAAACUCUCUCUGUCAUCGCUGAGAAGCCCCGCCGGCAGGAACGAAUAUCUUAACUCUGGCCUGUACUCAUCAUUUACUGUUAGCUCCCUUCAAGGCCCGCCUCCACUGCUGCAUCCAGUGAAAGUGGAGAAACGGAGAGGGGUGGAACGAGGGGAAGAAGGACCAACCGUGAUUAGGUUUGUCACCAAUCGGUCAGAGAAAGCAGUGCCCCUCCCCUCCUCUCCUGCCCCUACCUCAUCAGAGGUUUUCUUCAGCUCAAAAGCCUCCCCUAAUUCCUCUCGUUCAUCGUCCCCAUCUCAUAGCCCAUCCUUCUCACGGAGGUUGAGCCCAGAGGCCCGGAUGGACGAAUCAGAGCAGAACGCUCAGCCUCUCAAUUUAUCAUCCGGCCACAGGGAGCGAGCCCAGGUGCAAGCCUCGCCCCUCGAGAGGAGGAGUAGCACCAAUGGACUUCCUCCCAAAGCUCGGAAACCCAAAGGUCUGGAAAUCUCAGCUCCUUCCAUACUGCUUUCAGGAAGUGACCUGGGUUCCAUUGCCCUUAACAGCCCUGCAUUGCCCUCAGGGUCCCUCACACCAGCCUUCUUUACUGCACAGACUCCCUCGGGUUUGCUGCUGGCUCCAAGCCCUCUCCUCUCCUCCAUUCAUUUCUGGAGCAGUCUAAGUCCUGUCGCUCCUCUCAGCCCAGCACGACUACAGGGACACGGAUCCCUCUUCCAGUUCCCUACUCUGCUGAACGGACCUCUCCCUGUGCCUCUCCCCAACCUGGACUCUUCAUCCUCCUCUUCCUCGCUUCUCCUUUCAUCUAGUACUCCGAAAUCCUGAUUCAAACCCUUGUCUAAAAAAACACACAUACAUUAAUACUUGCUAAAAAAUCAAGGUUGCACUACAUCUCCUUGUGGUUAUAGUUACCACAAAAAAUAACCACAUCAACAACAUUUUAAAGAAAACAGAUUUCAUUUAAAAACAUUUCUAGACCGAAACUCGGGCUGUACACCAAUCUGCUCACGUGGUAGUAUUAUUAUGCCAAAGAAAGCAAAAUGGCACCAGUGAGCUGUUGGAAAAACUCAGCCUUAGAAUGUAUCAUCCAAAUCUCAACUUUUUUUUUAAGUCACAUUUUCACAUGAGACACACGUAAAGCAGUGCUGGACCAUAAUAAUACACACAAUCUUAUAUCCACACAGAGUCCUCUGUGUAUUACCCCCCACAUUUGGCAAGGACCAAAGAUACCAUUGAAUUCCAGACAACACACUCCUACCAGAGUCAUACAUUUUUCUCCCAAUUGUAGUCAUUGCAGAUUCCCACCCACAAGCUCGGUCUCUGCUGGGUGAUAUGGCAAAGGCUCCUAAAAUCAUUAUUUUGAACUGUUGCUAAUGCAAUGUCACAGGGCAGCUGAAAGCACUUGGAGGAGAGCACUAUCUGCCCAAUCCUGUAUAUAUAUGAGCGAAGAGGUGCCCGUGUCAUUCUGAAUGACAGGAGAAGAGGCAUGCCAUCCUGCUCAGCCCAAGAGCAAAACCAAUCAUACUCCCAGGCACAGGUGGCUGUGGAAUCAUUGGGUUUUAAAUUCACAAUCAUCAGAUGAUAACAUUUAGUGCCUCCAGCGUUGGUGCUUUUAUCAGAAUGUUCAUGUCUCUCAGUUCCAUUUUAAUACCCACUCAGUUCAGUGAAGCUCCUACUGCAAAGCUAAGAGAGCAUACUCAUUACAACCCAUAUUAGAGAGAUCUUCUUAACAGUUUUUUUUUCCAUUUAGUUUCAAUUGUUUGUUUUUGGUUUUGUAAUCUCUUUCUGAGGCUGUGAAUCAGGUUUUCUGUUUAAUUUGUCUGAUAUUGUAUAUUAUUGUAUUGUAUGCACUGUGCUUUAAACUACCGGCUGUGCCUUUUUUCUGUGUAAGAAUGUGUAUAUGUAUUAUUUUCCUGCUUUUAAAAAUUCAAACAAAAUGUUUUGUAAUAGACGAAUUCCAUCACCAUAUUGGAAAGAAAAGCAUUGUAAUAGCUUUGUUAUUUUUUCAUUACGAAAUUGAAAACAAAAUGUAUUCUCAUAUUAAUUUUAUAUUUUUGCUUUCUAAGAGUCAAAGAAAUGUGCCUGUUUUCAAUAAAAGGAAAGCACUGAA